This is a messenger RNA of Oncorhynchus gorbuscha (pink salmon), 9845 nucleotides long. Its product is annotated as unconventional myosin-IXAa-like. NCBI's taxonomy places the organism in Eukaryota, Metazoa, Chordata, Actinopteri, Salmoniformes, Salmonidae. Gene Ontology annotation, biological process: intracellular signal transduction. Gene Ontology annotation, cellular component: myosin complex. The coding region runs from base 349 to 8406 and encodes 2685 amino acids. Gene Ontology annotation, molecular function: ATP binding; protein binding; microfilament motor activity. The record is from RefSeq and is a predicted model, not a curated record. The transcript is spliced from 43 exons.
UCCAAGCAUCAGCGAGAGACGUGACACGGAGCUCCAUAUGCAAUAUUGUGACAAACAAAAAAAAUAUGAAAGAAAUGGUGAUUAUCUUGAGCUACUGUAGAUAAAACCUGGAGUGAAUAAGAUUUCUAUUGAAGAAGCCAACCAAGGGUUGCCGUUUUGAAGACAGUGAUCUUUUCAUUCGUGGAAAUGGAAUUGGUAUGAGUUUUUGAGUGCAGCAUUUGUAAGCAGACGGAGUGCAGAGAAGAGUGAAUUCAAGCAACAGUAGAGCUGGAAUGUCCUGAGUCAGUCCCCCGGUCCAGAGAACAACUCCCAGCAUCAGCCAGUGCUGAUGGGACCUGCUUCUCCACGAUGAGUCUUCAAGAUGGCGGCUGCGGCUAUGCUAGCGACAAUUUGGCGGCUAUCACGGCCAGCGGUAGCAUGCGGCGGCGCCUGGAGGACCAAGAGUUCACCCUGCGCAUCUACCCUGGCGCCCUGGCCGAGGGCACCAUCUACUGUCCCGUGGGCGCCCGCAAGAGCACCACUGCUGCCGAGGCCAUCGAGCGCCUGCUGGAGCGUCUGAGCCUGGACCGUACCAAAUGCUAUGUGCUAGCCGAGGUGAAGGAGUUCGGCGGGGAGGAGUGGGUCCUCAACCCCAGUGACUGCCCAGUCCAGAGGAUGAUGCUGUGGCCCCGCAACGCCCUAGAGAAUCGCUGUGGCCUGGGCAGUGGGGAGGACUACCGCUUCCUUCUCCGAGAGAAGAACCUGGACGGCUCCAUCCAUUAUGGAGGCAGUCUCCAGAUGUGGCUGCGCGUGACCGAGGAGCGCCGCUGCAUGGUGGAACGGGGUUUCUUGCCCCAGCCCGCAGGGGGUGAGCACCCGGCCGACCUGUGCGCUCUCCCUGAGCUGACGGAGCACGCCCUGCUGGAGAGCCUCCGCUCGCGCUUCCGGCAGGAGAAGAUCUACACCUACGUUGGCUCCAUCCUCAUCGUCAUCAACCCCUUCCAGUUCCUACCCAUCUACAACCCUAAGUACGUCAAGAUGUACGACAACCACGCUCUGGGAGACCUGGAGCCGCACAUCUACGCCGUGGCGGACGUGGCUUACCACGCCAUGCUACAGCGGCGGAGGAACCAGUGCAUCGUCAUCUCUGGAGAGAGCGGCUCGGGAAAGACCCAGAGCACCAACUUCCUGAUUCACCACCUGACCGCCCUCAGCCAGAAGGGAUUCGCCAGUGGGGUGGAGCAGAUCAUCCUGGGGGCGGGGCCUGUGUUAGAGGCAUUCGGGAAUGCCAAGACGGCUCACAACGACAACUCCAGCCGUUUUGGAAAGUUCAUCCAGGUCAACUACCAGGAGAGUGGCACCGUCCGAGGAGCGUAUGUGGAGAAGUACCUACUGGAGAAGUCACGCCUGGUCUACCAGGAGCACAAUGAAAGGAACUACCAUGUGUUCUACUACCUUUUGGCUGGAGCCACUGAGGAGGAGAGGAAGGCCUUCCACCUGCUCAAACCGGAGGAUUACCACUACCUCAACCAGAUUACAAAGAAAUCCCACAGAUUUCACUGGGAAAAUGACAAUGAGAGCGAGCUGCAGGACUGCUUAACAGUGGAAGGGGAGGACCUGAAGCACGACUUUGAGAGACUGCAACUAGCCAUGGACAUGGUGGGGUUCCUGCCUGCCACACGCAAACAGAUCUUCUCCCUGCUGUCUGCUAUCCUCUACCUGGGCAACAUCCUCUACAAGAAGAAGACCUACAGAGAUGACUCCAUAGACAUCUGCAACCCAGAUGUGCUGCCUACCAUCUCAGAGCUGCUCCAGGUGAAGGAGGAGAUGCUGUUCGAGGCUCUGACCACCAGGAAGACGGUGACUGUGGGAGAGAGGCUGAUCGUUCCGUACAAACUGGCCGAGGCUGGUACCGUUCGGGACUCCAUGGCCAAAUCCCUGUACAGCGCCCUGUUUGACUGGAUCGUGUUCAGGACCAACCAUGCUCUGCUCAACAACAAAGACCUGGAGCACAGUGCCAAGAUUCUUUCAAUUGGAGUGCUGGACAUCUUUGGCUUUGAAGACUACGAGAACAACAGCUUUGAGCAGUUCUGUAUCAACUUGGCCAACGAGAGGCUCCAUCACUACUUCAACCAGCACCUCUUCAAGCUCGAACAGGAGGAGUACAGGGCCGAGAGCAUCAGCUGGCACAACAUCGACUACAUCGACAACACAGGCUGCAUCAACCUCAUCAGCAAGAAGCCCACCGCGCUGCUCCACCUGCUGGACGAAGAGUGCAAUUUCCCCCAGGCCUCGAACCAGACCCUGCUGGACAAGUUCAAGCGGCAGCAUGAGGGGAACAGCUACAUCGAGUUCCCCGCCGUCAUGGAGCCCGCCUUCAUUAUCUGCCACUACGCCGGCAAAGUCAAGUACGGCAUCAAGGACUUCAGGGAGAAGAACACUGACCACAUGCGUCCGGACAUCGUGGCCCUGUUGAAGAGCAGUAAGAACGCCUUCAUCUGUGGCCUGAUGGGCAUCGACCCGGUGGCCACCUUCCGCUGGGCCGUCCUCAGAACCUACUUCAGAGCCAUGGUGGCCUUCAGGGAGGCUGGGAAGAGACACGCCGACAAGAAGACUGUGAAUGAUGCUGCUGUACCGUGUGUUGUCAAGAGCGUGGACAGCUUCAGCUUCCUCCACCACCCUGUGCACCAGAGGAGCCUUGAGAUCCUGCAGAGAUGCAAAGAUGAGAAAUACAAUAUCACUCGAAAGAAUCCCCGGACCCCCUUGUCAGACCUCCAGGGCAGCAACACACUGAUGGAAAAGCCCACCAGGGAUGGUUAUGGCGUGGGCUGUAACGGGCGCCGGUCCAGACAGGGUGGUCUGUCCUCCUCUGGCGCAGAGUUUGCUGAAGGCAUCUUCUUCAACUCUACUGGCAGCAAGCUGCUGGAGAGGGCACAGAGCAUCCUCAUGCGGAACAAAAACUACAAGUCCAAGCCCAGCUUACCGAAGCACCUGUUGGACGUGAAGUCUCUGAGGUACCUGAGCAGCGUGACCCUCCACGACCGCAUCACUAAGUCCCUCCUCCUCCUGCACAAGAAGAAGAAAACACCCAGCAUCAGCGCCCAGUUCCAGGCCUCUCUCAACAAGCUGAUGGAGACCCUGGGUCAGUCGGAGCCCUACUUUGUCAAGUGUGUCCGCUCCAAUGCAGAGAAGCUCCCCCUGCAUUUCAAUGAUGCCCUUGUGCUCAGGCAGCUGAGGUACACAGGCAUGCUGGAGACCGUCCGCAUCCGCCAAUCAGGAUACGCCAUCAAAUACACCUUCCAGGACUUUGUGCGUCACUUUCGUGUGCUCUUACCAGACAUCACGAGACCAACCAAGUCUGGCAUCAGGGAGUUCUUUCGUCAAGUUCAUCUAGCACCCGCUGGGUAUCAAGUGGGCAACACAAUGGUGUUCCUGCGGGAUGCUGAGCGUCAGAGGCUGCAGGCUCUGCUCCACAAGGAGGUGUUAGGGCGCAUCGUCACGCUGCAGCGCCGCUUCCGAGCCCGGCUGGAGAGGAAACACUUCAUCAACAUGAGACAGGCCGCUGAUGUCAUCCAGCGAUGGUGGAGGGGCUGCCUACUCAGACAGUUGGAGGCUGCAGUGGACCCAGCCGUCCAGGAGGAGGCAGCAGAGGACCCAGCCGUCCAGGAGGAGGCAGCAGAGGACCCAGCCGUCCAGGAGGAGGCAGCAAAGGACCCAGCAGAGGACCCAGCCGUCCAGGAGGAGGCAGCAGUGGACCCAGCCGUCCAGGAGGAGGCAGCAGUGGACCCAGCCGUCCAGGAGGAGGCAGCAGAGGACCCAGCCGUCCAGGAGGAGGCAGCAGAGGACCCAGCCGUCCAGGAGGAGGCAGCAGAGGACCCAGCCGUCCAGGAGGAGGCAGCAGAGGACCCAGCCGUCCAGGAGGAGGCAGCAGAGGACCCAGCAGAGGACCCAGCCGUCCAGGAGGAGGCAGCAGUAGACCCAGCCGUCCAGGAGGAGGCAGCAGAGGACCUAGCAGAGGAACCAGCCGUCCAGGAGGAGGCUGCAGUGGACCCAGCCGUCCAGGAGGCGGCAGCAGAGGACCCAGCCGUCCAGGAGGAGGCUGCAGUGGACCCAGCCGUCCAGGAGGAGGCAGCAGUGUGCCUGCAGGCAUCGUGGAGGGGCUACAGGCAGUGCAGGCAGUUCCUGCAGUGGCGGGCCUCUGCCCUGAUAAUACAGAGGCGCUGGAGAAACUGCAUCCAGCACAGGGCUCUGGCGGCCAUUACGGUGCAGACAGCCUGGCGCAUCUACAGAGAGAGAGCCCACCACCGUAGCACACGUGGUGCAGUUAUGCUGCUACAGGCAGCCUGCAGGGGCUACAUGGCACGCCUGAGGUUCACGGAACUAAAAGAGCAGAGUCAGCAGGAAAAGCAGUUGCUCAAUGGACAAAGUAGCCCCACCACAGAAGAAGAGGAGGACAUCUCGGAGGACCAUGUCGUCAAGAUCACCCGCCAUCAUGGCAUCCAAGAUGUCUCCACGGUCUGGCCUACUGAAGAAUCUAAUGAAUCUAGGUGGAAGUGUUUGUUGGAAGAGGAAGAGGAUAGAGAGAGCGAGAGCGAGAGAAGACCGUGUAUAGACGAGUCCAGCAGACAGAGUAUAGAGCCCAGCAGCCACAAAACACGGGCCAAGAGACAGAAUCGGCGUAUGAGGGAGCUGGAGCAGACCCAGUUCAGCCUGGAGCUACUCAAGGUGCGGACCCACAGAACGGGAGGGACUCUGCCAGAAGAGGAGACCCAUGUACCCCCAUGUCCGGACAGCAUCUCCUGUCCCCUUGACUAUCACCAACACCACCGGCCCUCCUCCCCUGAUAGCCAUGGGAGCACCUCCAUAGACGUCGAGGUGGAGGCGGGAGGUUACCCCAGUUACCAUGUUAACCAGUCAGCGCCGCUCCGGACUUCUUCCCAAGAGGAUUCGGUCAGACCAGGGCCUCCCAUUCACACCCCCACAGAGUCCCAGUCCCAUGAGCACCCAGUGGUGGUAAAACAGAAUGAUCUGAGCCCCGGGACAGAGGAGCUACCGCCCAUGCUACUGGCCCCUAUCAAGGAGGUGGUAAAACAGAAUGAUCUGAGCCCCGGGACAGAGGAGCUACCGCCCAUGCUACUGCCCCCUAUCAAGGAGGUGGUAAAACAGAAUGAUCUGAGCCCCGGGACAGAAGAGCUACCGCCCAUGCUACUGCCCCCUAUCAAGGAGGUGGUAAAACAGAAUGAUCUGAGCCCCAGGACAGAGGAGCUACUGCCCCCUAUCAAGGAGGUGGUGACGGAGGCUACACAAUCCACCGUCUACAUCCCCCCUGAGGACCACAGCAGUGAGCCCAAGCCUAAGCAACAGAGCCCCAACAAGCGUGUGAAGGAGAGGAGAGAGUCCUCCUCUCGAGGGCCCGUGGUGGUUGUCAUCAGUAUGCAGAAGGAGACCCUGCUGGAUGAAGGGGAACUGCGGGCGGUAAAAGCCCAGGAGAGUGCACUCCAGAUGGGUGUAACCCCUGCAACAUUCUCCCCUACACCCAUCGCUGGCCUGGAAGUAUCAGAGAAGACCCAGCCGCCUUGGACUGUUACCAAACCUCCGAGAGACUUAGCUGGGGUCGACAUGUCUAACUUGGUGCCCUCCUCCAACUCCAACCAUAGCCUUUGUCCUUCCGAGGUAGAUAUCCAGAUAGUUCUGGAGCCCAAGGCCCCCGCUGGUGAAGUCCCUCCCAGCCAGCAGGAGAGGAAGGUGGGCAGGCCAGCGCAGGACAACUGGGUCUCCACCGACAGGAUCCUGGAGAGCAGGGAAGCAGCCUUGGCAUCACAGAAGAAGACUCCGACCAAGACCAUCAUUGUCAAUAUGACUGAGAAGCCGCCCUCCAACGUCACGUUCUCACCCCGACGCAAGUUCCCCUUCUCCAAGUCUGAUAAGGACCUGGUGAACAAGGAGUGGUCGUUGGUCUCUGUCUCUAGAGCCACCACUGGACAGACUGCCAGAGAGGCUGCUCACAAGGAAGUGCAGAAGAGCAUCCAUAAGACCAUGUCUUCAGGAGACCUGGGAAAGGUAGCAACGCUUAGGAAGACAUCCAGUCAGGAUGGAAGCAGAGUACGAGGGAAGAUACGGUUCUGGGGCAAGACCAAGCAUGCAGAGAAGAAGCUGUCUAGAGACAAGCAGCAGUCCACACAGAGAGACGGCACUGACAAGAUAGACGGAACAACGUCUCCCCCCCACAGUCCCAGCCUGAUGGGGACCAGGGGACGGGAGACCAAGGAGAACAAGGAGCCCUCUCCCAAAGUGAGGCGGAGGCGCAGCGUCAAGAUCAGCAGCGUGGUCCUAGAGCCCGCCCAGUGGGGGAACGACGCGCUGCACAUCCUCACCAGCACCCACGACUACAGGAGCAUGAACGACUUUCUCAUGAAGAAGAUCAGUGACCUGGACUCGGAGGACUGUCAGAAGGACACCUUGGUGGACGUGGUCUUUAAGAAAGCUCUGAAGGAGUUCCGCCUCAACAUCUUCAACUCCUACUCCACCGCCCUGGCUAUGGAUGACGGUAAGAGUAUCCGUUAUAAGGACCUGUACGCCCUGUUUGAACACAUCCUGGAGAAGAGCAUGCGGCUGGAGCAGAGGGACUGGAGCGAGUCGCCCGUCAAGGUCUGGGUCAACACCUUCAAGGUCUUCCUGGAUGAGUUCAUGACCGAGUACAAGCCCACGGACGGCACCAUCAUCAAGGCCUGCAAACCAGAACGUAAGAAGAGGAGGAAAAAGGAAUCUGACAUUGUUGAGGAGCACAAUGGCCACAUCUUCAAGUCCACCCAGUACAGCAUCCCCACCUACUGCGAAUACUGCUCCUCUCUCAUCUGGAUGAUGGACAGGGCCUGUGCCGGGUUUUUGUGUCGGUACGCCUGCCAUAGAAAGUGCUGCUCCAGGACCACCAAAUGUAGCAAAAAGUACGACCUGGAGCUGUCGUCCAGGCAGUUUGGCGUGGAGGUGUCUCGUCUGACCAGCGAGGAGAGGACCGUGCCCCUGGUGGUGGAGAAGCUCAUCAACUACAUCGAGAUGCACGGCCUCUACACAGAGGGCAUCUUCAGGAAGUCUGGCUCCACCAAUAAGAUCAAAGAGCUGCGGCAGGGGCUGGACACAGAUGUGAGCAGCAUGAACCUGGACGAUUACAACAUCCACGUCAUCGCCGGAGUGCUCAAACAAUGGCUCCGUGACCUGCCCAACCCUCUGAUGACCUUUGAACUGUACGAGGAGUUCCUCCGGGCAAUGGGCCAGCCAGACCAGAAGGAAGUAAUCCGAGGGGUGUACUCUGUGAUCGACCUGCUCAGCAGAACCCACCUGAGUACCCUGGAGCGCCUCAUCUUCCACCUGGUCAGGAUCGCCCUUCAGGAAGACACCAACCGUAUGUCGGCCAAUGCCCUAGCCAUCGUGUUCGCCCCCUGCAUCCUCCGCUGCCCCGACACCAUCGACCCCCUGCAGAGUGUCCAGGACAUCGGCAAGACCACCGCGUGUGUGGAGCUGAUCAUCGGAGAACAGAUGAAUAAGUACAGGGCCAGACUGAAGGACAUCAACAGUCUGGAGUUUGCUGAGAACAAGGCCAAGAGCAGACUGACACACAUCAGGAAGUCCAUGAAACCUGUACUAAUCGCUGUUAAGUUUAUUGGCAUAACCCGCACGACCACUCCGGGCAAAGGUCGUCUGCGGAGGGGUAGCAGCCACCACACGCCCUCCCCGCCCCUCAGCCCCAGAGUGCUCCCGGUUGUGGACGGGGAGAGUGCAGAGGAGGAGAGGGCAGAGCCAGGGCUGACAGAACAGCAGCAGGCCACCAUGCAGCAGGAAGAGAGGGUCCUCACGGAGCAGAUUGAGGGCCUGCAGAGAGAGAAGGAGGAGUUAACGUAUGAGAUGUUGAUCUUGGAGCCGCGGGCGUCUGAUGACGAGACUCUGGAGUCGGAAGCCUCGAUAGGAACAGCAGACAGCUCUGAGAAACUCAACAUGGACCCUGAAGGAGCCGCCUUCAACCCCUCUGGCACCUAUCACUCCCGGAAGUCUGAAGCCAAGAGCCGCCGCUGCCUCCGGAGACAACCCGACUCGGUCGACUCCACCUCCUCCUCCUCUUCCUCCAUUAUACCUCAAUCCCCCAACUACCGCUUCCGCUCCUCCUCCUCCGGCCCCCUAAUCUCCUCCUGCUCCGGCCCCCUACUCUCCUCCUCCUCCGGCCCCCUACUCUCCUCCUGCUCCUUGGGCCUAGGAGCCCCCUUAGUGGAGUCCGAGGGGGACCCGAGUGGCACUGUGGGGGUGAAGAGUCGCCACCGGCUCAGGUUGAGUAGAAGCUCGCCACGUGAGGCACCUGAGGGCCACAGGAGGGAGUCAGACUUCAGCUCACUGCCCCAACAGCUGGUUCUGUAUGGCAGUAACGAAUUUAUGGUAUGAGGGAGAGUUGCAGUGGAGACAAGACAUCCGAACCGCAUUCCAUCCUCCAUACCAAUAGUGUGUAAGGGGGGAAAGAGGGAGGGAGGAAUUGAAACAGGGCUGGAAUGGGUCAUGUGGGCAUCCAUCUCGCACUGCUGUCCUUCUCUAGCUCUGCCCAUCUCUAUCCUCCUUCUCAGUGCCCGGAGGAACGCCACCCUUCCCAUGAUGCAGUUGGGUGCCGUCCUCUCGGCGGGAGAAGUGAAAGGUGAUGGAGAAACAAAAAGAGAGAUGGAAUGAUGAAUGGAUGAAAGAAGGAGGAAGCCUCAGAACUGAGAUGGAGGACUGGCAGGGAGGCUGUAAAGGAAUAAAACAGUGACUAAACAGCAGAAAGCAAGUGAGUGAGGAAAGGAUGAGGGUAGCCGCCUUGACUCACCUGACCUUUGACUUCCAAGCCCCUCGACCCCUGCUGGAGCCUCGGGGGGCCAAUGGGGGGCUGGAGAUAAGAAAAGAGAGAAGCAAGUAGACAGCGCCUUCUUUUGAACGCAGGUCUACGGUGGCUUGAACCAGAGUCACUGACUGAGAGGACAAUCGGCCAUUUUGAUACGAGCCACUCAGCUACUCUCCGGCCAUUUUGAUACAAGCUACUCAGCUACUCUCCGAGUCUUUUUGAUACAAGCUACUCAGCUACUCUCCGGCCAUUUUGAUACAAGCUACUCAGCUACUCUCCGGGCCAUUUUGAUACAAGCUACUCAGCUACUCUCCGGGCCAUUUUGAUACAAGCUACUCAGCUACUUUCGCGUCCGCUUUCAUGUUUACACAAUACAACCUGUCCAUGAGGUCGCAUGCUCCUUCAUGACACUUGUUUCCUAUGCCAGUUAAAGAGACUAUGGCGAUGAUGUGUUAUAAAUAUGUAUUAUGUGACUUAAUUGUUAUGUUAUUAAAAAUAUAUAAAUGGAAGGAACUCCAAUGCUGGGGUCGUUCAAUGUUUAUAAUAACCGUCUCUUAUCCGGUAUCUUUUGCAAAGGGAAGUGUGUGAGAUUCAGGUUAUGGUCUUGUUUGUUAUUUGUUUGUUUGUGUUUUGUUGAUUUUUAACACUGCAAAAAAAAUUGUUUUACAGCAUUUUCUGUCGCAUACCCUAAUGAUCUCGACCCAGUGUUCAGUUAGUGCCACUUCUUCUCUUGUGGAACAAAUACAAUUCAACAGCAAGAGGCUGAUGGCAGUCUAUUCUGACACAUAAAUUACAACCAUCACGCCACUGUUGCCAUUGUGGUUGAUACGGUGACAGUGGAUUUUAAUGUUUAUCAGAUAUAAUGCAUUGUCAUGCCUUUUCCACCAUUGGUCUGUGUUCCCCCACAAUCCUACGUUGAUGUUACAUUGAUCCUACAUUUGUUCUGAAACAUCUGUGUUAAGAGUAACCAAAUCAAGGCUCGAUCUGUUUUUUUUGUUGUUUUUUUUGGGGG